GGAAGGCAGAGUCCGCGAAUGAGCCCGUAGGCGUAGACGUCCGCGUCAGCGUAAGUGCCGUCUCUGUUCGCGCUUUCCGCUUCUCGUCAUCACGCCCACAGCUUCCACAAUGGACGACCAUGAGCCUGAGAUUGAGCGGGACGACGAGCUACAGAAAUUUUUGGGCACAACGUCCUUCGGGAAGCAAUCGCGAGAGGCGAAUGUGCAGAAACAGGUGGAUCUGAGCAAGCGACCGGUCAAUGUUGGCGCACCACAACAGCGUAUUGGCGCUGCGAAAGACUCCGAUGAUGAGAAAGAUGAUGAUUCGGACGACGACGACGAUGACGAUAGCGACGAUGAGGAUGAUGAAUACCCUGUCUCGCAUGAGAUGAUCCUCAAGACACACGAACGCGCGGUGACAGCAGCGACGAUUGAUCCAUCGGGAGGACGUCUGAUCACUGGAUCCAUGGACUGCACGCUCAAGUUCCACGACUUCGCGUCCAUGACGCCCACCACAAUACGCGCGUUCAAGUCAGUCGACCCCAAUGUCUCGAAGAGCUCGGCCAACGUCGAGAAUCAUCCUGUCAGUCAGGUGGUGUUCAGCCCACUCUCAGCAGGCCACGUCUUGGUUGCGACAGCACUUCCACAAGCGAAGAUUUUGAGCAGAGAUGGAGAGAUAAUAUGCGAGUUCACGAAAGGCGACAUGUAUUUGCGCGAUAUGCACAACACCAAGGGUCAUAUCAGCGAAGUGACGACGGGAUGCUGGCAUCCUACAGAUCGGAGUUUGUGCGUCACGGCGGGAACGGAUAGCACGCUUCGUAUUUGGGACAUCAACAACCCACGACAGCAGAAGGAGGUCAUCGUGCACAAGUCGAGAGCUGCGGGCUCAGCAGGACGCACGAGAAUGACAGCUGUGGCAUGGGGUUCGCCGAUGCAGGGAGGCAACAAUCUGCUAGUCGGUGCCGCGCUGGAUGGAUCACUGGUGAUGUGGAGUGGCGAGGGACCUCAUACCCGGCCAGCGGCAGAGAUCAGAGACGCACAUAAACCCGACACAUGGACGAGUGGGCUUGACAUCGACUCGGCCGGCCGCAUGGUCGUCACGCGAGGCGGCGAUGAUACUAUCAAGUUGUGGGAUACGCGCAAAUUCAAGCAGCCUGUCGCCACCAUUUCUCACACCUCGACAUCGUCUCAAUACGCCACGACGAACAUUCGCUUCUCUCCGACAUCGACCAGUAUCCUGACCGGAUCACAAGAAGGCAACCUACACAUCCUCAACCCCGGCACUCUCAAAUCGGAACUCGUUACUCCAGUCACGCCAGGAUCUCCUCUCAUCACGGUCCUGUGGCAUCCCAAACUGAACCAGAUCGUGACCGGGUCUGCGAAUGCAGAAACUCACAUCCUCUACAACCCGAACACCUCCACCGCAGGCGCCAAAACCGUCAUGUCUCGUGCGCCCAAGCGUCGCCACAUUGACGAUGACCCGAAUUUCACCACGGACCUUUCAUCUGGCAUUUCUGGCGAUGCCAUCAUCACACCCGGUGGUGCUGCCCUUCCGAGUGCCGCAUCUUUUGCUGCUCGUCACCCCAACGUAGGCCUCACAGCUUCCGGCCGCUCUCGUGAUCCUCGACGUCCUCAUAUUCCUCAAAAGACGCCUUUUGCCAAAGGUAAUCCUGACGAAGAGUACAUUAAGAGUCAAAUCCCGCUCAGCAGUCUGCGAGACGAGGAUCCGCGAGAGGCGCUGUUGAAGUAUGCGGACAAAGCGAAGAAUGAUACCAUGUUCACGAAUGCGUGGAAGACGACGCAACCGCAAACGAUUUAUCGGGAACUUAGCGAUGAUGAGGAGGAUGAGGGGCCAGAGAAGAAGAAGGUCAAGCAGUAGGCGCAAACAUCGGAUGAAUGUGAAAGAUACAAAAAUUAAAGCGAUAAAAUCAAUCACCAAUUGAGCACUUUUACAGGUCGGAGCUUCAAGUUGUGAACCGUGAACAGCACACAACGACAGACUUGAAGCCUGCAGCCUGCGUUCCCUUGCGAUCGCGCAGUGCCUGGAAGGUAAUACCGUCAUCG
Molecule: messenger RNA, 2043 nt
Organism: Cercospora beticola
Lineage: Eukaryota; Fungi; Ascomycota; Dothideomycetes; Mycosphaerellales; Mycosphaerellaceae
Product: WD40 repeat domain-containing protein
Cellular component (GO): nucleus; site of double-strand break
Molecular function (GO): protein binding
Source: RefSeq, a predicted model, not a curated record